This is a messenger RNA of Penicillium argentinense, 1683 nucleotides long. Its product is annotated as nucleobase cation symporter-1 family protein. Gene Ontology annotation, biological process: nucleobase transport; transmembrane transport. Gene Ontology annotation, molecular function: nucleobase transmembrane transporter activity. The record is from RefSeq and is a predicted model, not a curated record. The transcript has 5 exons. Bases 1 to 1683 code for a protein of 560 amino acids. NCBI's taxonomy places the organism in Eukaryota, Fungi, Ascomycota, Eurotiomycetes, Eurotiales, Aspergillaceae. Gene Ontology annotation, cellular component: plasma membrane.
AUGUCGAAGCUCAAAUGGAUUCUCGACAAGGUGACGGUGGCCAACGAGCCCGGGCUCACCAGUGCCCAGUUGAUGCUCACAAAUGAUGACUUGCGGCCAGUCGAACCAGAACGCCGCCAAUGGAGAUGGCUGAACUAUAUUGCAUUUUGGAUUGCGGAUUCUCUGAACAUUAACACCUGGAUGAUCUCAUCUUCCAUGAUUGUUGAUGGCCUCUCAUGGUGGCAGUCGUGGAUUUGCGUCUGGAUCGGAUAUUUUAUCGCCGCAGCCUUCGUUUGCCUGACAGGUCGCAUUGGUGCUGUCUACCACAUCUCGUUUCCCGUCACAGUACGGGCAUCGUUUGGAAUAUGGGGAUCUUUCUGGCCCGUCAUUAACCGGGUGGUCAUGGCCAUCAUCUGGUACGGUGUCCAGGGCUACAUUGGAGGCGAGUGUGUCACCCUGAUGAUCGAGGCCAUCUGGCCUAGCUACAGGAAUCUGCACAACGGCCUUUCCGCCAGUGCCGGCGUCGACACCAAGGGCUUCCUCAGUUUCUUCCUCUUCUGGCUCCUUUCCCUGCCGGCCCUGUGGUUCCCGGUGCACAAAGUGCGCCAUCUGUUCACUGUCAAGGCAAUUUACUCGCCCAUUGCCGCCAUCGCUUUCUUUGCCUGGGCUAUUGAGCGGGCUAAUGGCAUUGGUCCCAUCAUCCACCAGCCUAACACCGUCCACGGAAGCGCCCUGGGAUGGGCAAUUGUCAAGGCCAUCAUGACAUGCAUCGGUAACUUCGCCGCUCUCAUCAUGAAUGAUCCUGAUUUUUCUCGGUUUGCCAAAACACCAAAGGACGCUUUGUGGUCUCAGCUGUUGACAAUCCCUAUCGGAUUCGGUGUAACCUCGUUCAUCGGUAUUAUCGUGUCUUCAUCUUCCUCGGUGAUCUUCAACACCGACCCUGUCUGGAACCCACUUGACCUUCUCGGCAUGUUCCUGAACGGAGCUAGCUCUGGCCAACGUUUCGGUAUCUUCAUCAUCGCGACUGGAUUCGCACUUGCUCAGUUGGGAACCAACAUCUCUGCCAACUCAGUCUCUGCUGGAACGGAUCUGACGGCUCUUCUGCCUCGUUACCUCAACAUUCGUCGUGGCAGCUAUAUCUGUGCCGCUAUCGGUCUGGCUAUGUGCCCAUGGAACCUCGUUGUCUCCUCAAAUCAGUUCACCACCUACCUGUCCGCUUACUCCCUUUUCCUCUCCGCCAUUGCCGGUGUCAUGAUCUGCGAUUACUAUAUCGUUCGCCGCGGCUACCUCGAUAUCAAGGCCUUGUACAGCGCCAAAAAAUCAGACCCCUACUACUACACGCUCGGAUUCUCCUGGCGCGCCUACGCAUCCUAUUUUGCUGGAAUUCUCAUCAACAUCGUUGGUUUCGCCGGCGCAGUGGGACGUGAAGUUCCCGUCGGCGCACAGUACAUCUACAACAUCAAUUACUUCUCCGGAGUCAUCGUCUCCGGCGGCAUGUACUGGAUCCUGACGAAGAUCUUCCCUGUUCCUGCUGCCAGCGAGACCUGGAACGAAGUCGAUAUUGACAUCGACGAGUUCCAGGUUGCUUAUGGACAGGAAAUCAGCGACGAGGAGAACCAGGGAUACGGGGAACGAAGAUCCAUCUCGGAUUCUUUGCCACCCGACGAUCAAAAGGGCUUGACCGCGGCGUCGAAGAAGGUCUGA